Messenger RNA from Ilex paraguariensis (yerba mate), 1325 nucleotides. The record is from the annotation of a GenBank genome assembly. NCBI's taxonomy places the organism in Eukaryota, Viridiplantae, Streptophyta, Magnoliopsida, Aquifoliales, Aquifoliaceae.
GCGCCCUAUAGACACCCUUGUUGAAGGAUUGAAAUGAUAUUUUUCAUGUGUGAAAGGGUCUGUAUGAUUUAGUAAUUUGCCCUUAAAAAAAAAUAGGUGGAUUAUUGAUAGUAAUUACUGUUCACGUAAAGGUGAUUGCGGGGCACAGUGGCAGUUCAUUUUCACGCGUUUCAGAGAUGCAAUUGAAUUAGCGCGAGUAAUCGAUUCACAAAAAUUUGAAGAAGGCUACGGAAAUGUGUAUAGCGGUGUUUCUAUGGAAAGCUCACCCACUCUACCCAUUUCUUAUUUUGCUCAACCGAGACGAGUAUCACAAUCGGCCCACAAAAUCUUUGGCAUGGUGGGAGGGUGGUGAGAUACUGGGUGGCAGAGAUGAGCAGGCGGGUGGGACAUGGUUGGCUUCUACCAGAGAUGGAAGGCUGGCUUUCCUUACCAAUGUUCGGCAACUCAAGUCUAUCCCUAAAGCCAAGAGCAGAGGAGACUUGCCUGUUCGAUUCUUAAAGAGCAAGAAAAGUCCAAUGGAGUUUGCUGAGGAAAUCAUUAUCGAGGCAGAUCAAUACAAUGGAUUUAACCUGAUAAUAGCUGAUCUCUGUUCCAUGACCAUGGUUUAUAUCACCAACAAAAUAAAAGAUGAUACCAACUUUGUGACUGAUGUUUCACCUGGCAUUCAUGUGUUAUCCAACGCAAGCCUAGACUCUCCUUGGCCAAAGGCGACACGGUUGAAGGAUAGUUUUGAGGAUUUACUGAAUAAAUAUGGUGAAGGUGAAGCCCCCAUAAAAGAGAUGACUGGAGAACUGAUGAGGAACAUGAUUAAAGAUGAGGAAAGUAUGCUGCCUGCCAUUUAUCCUCCAGAGUGGGAGUACCACCUAAGUUCCAUUUUUGUUGAAGCAGAAACUCCUCUGGGGCGUUAUGGUACAAGAAGCACCUCUGCACUGUCAAUGAAGGCAAAUGGAGAGGUAUGCUUUUAUGAAACACAUCUGGAGAAUGAAUCAUGGGAAGAGCAGACUGUGACCUACCAGAUUGCGAUAGCAGAGUAGACAUUUUACUUGUUUGUUCAGGUACGUUCCCAAAUGAUGUGGCUGGUAGUCUUUCCUCUACCAGUUUCGCUGAAUAAUCCUGUUAAGUGGAUGCCAUCCCUGGCUUCCUUGCAUUCCACAAUGUCUGGUAAUUUGUUACGACUAAGACGUGUUUUGCCUCAACUUGUGUUUUUAAAUAAGGAAUCGGUGAUGUUAAAUAAUCUGGCACCAUAUUGUUUGAUGUGCAUAUUCUGCUUAAUUUCCGAGGUUUUUGUUUUUUUCUUUUGCCAAACUGCGAAACAAUAGUUCAAG